Molecule: messenger RNA, 5900 nt
Organism: Danio rerio (zebrafish)
Lineage: Eukaryota; Metazoa; Chordata; Actinopteri; Cypriniformes; Danionidae
Source: RefSeq, a predicted model, not a curated record
GAGCCUGCAUCCCAGUGGAGGUGGCGGUUCAAGUUUCGCCCCACGGAGAGGAGCGUUUAGCCUCCACGCCACAUGGAUUACGGCCCAAGCAGGAGAAUUUAUCAGCCCUGACAAACAAAAUACAGUGUCCAGAAGUGCUAUCUGUCUAGCCAGGGAGCAGAUGUCCCAUCACGGGCCUGUAGCGUCUCACCCCGUCAGCUGUCAGCGGCCCGAAACAAUCUUUGAGCUCAGAGAGAGCGCAGCUCCAAUUAAAGAGAAAAAGAUGAGCCCAGCAGCUACACUUGCACAACCUGUAAGCAGCCCUUCAGCACUGCUUGGUUCCUGCUACAGCAUGCCCAGAAUACUCAUGGUUUCCGAAUAUACCUGGAAAGCGAACCUGGAAGCCCAUUAACUCCCCGUGUGGCCUCUGCUCCAGGCAUGGGUGGUGACUGUGCCUCUCAGCCACCUAUACAUGCAGCCCAUCUAGGAGACAGUAGUCCUUAUAGCCUGAUGAGGAUAGCCAACAGAGAUGGCUCCUCUGUUCCUAGAGAAGGUCGAUAUCCCAGGACGCCUCCACUCUUUAGUCCCCCACCUCGGCAUCAUAUGAGCCCAGACGAUCUGGCUUUGGCCCCCCACCACCCAAGCGCCUUUGACAGGGUACUGCGUCUUAAUUCGGUACCCUUGGACUCCCCAUCUAUGGACUUCUCGAGACGACUACGGGAACUGGCAGGCAACUCUGCUGGCUCUUCUCCACCCAUGUCGCCCAACAGGCCCAGCCCUAUGCAAAGGCUGCUGCAGCCAUUCCAGCCAGGGGCAUCUCAUUCUCCUUCUGGUCCCCGUUCAACACCUACACAGCAAACACCCACCCUGCCAACUGCAAAAGCAAAAUCCUGCGAGUUCUGUGGGAAGUCCUUUAAGUUCCAGAGCAACUUAAUUGUCCAUAGGCGUAGUCAUACCGGAGAGAAACCUUACAAGUGCCACCUUUGCAACCAUGCCUGCACGCAGGCCAGCAAGUUGAAGCGCCACAUGAAGACCCAUCGGCACAAAUCCUCCUCCACUACCUCCAAAUCAGACGAUGGCCUUUCAACUGCGAGUUCACCUGAGCCAGGAACGAGUGAUUUGCCAAGCAGUGCCACCAAUGCUCUUAAAUCAGUGGUUGCAAAGUUUAAAAUCGAGAACAAUGGCAUGAUCCCUGAAAAUGGACAAGAGGAAGAUGAAGAAGAGGAAGAAGAGGAGGAGGAUGAAGAGGAGGAAGAGGAGGAGGAAGAUGAAGAAGAAGAAGAGGAGGAGGAGGAGAAUGAAAGUGAGGCUGGUGAAAGGAAUGAUAUAAACUUUAGCUUGAGCCUAGAAGGUGCACGUCAUCACGAGAACAAUAGACAACGACACAACAAAAAUGUGGAGGGAAUUCAGGACUACCGAGAAGCGCUCAAACAUUACAAACGAGGCGACCACCACAGAUCAGCUCACGAGACAUUUGGUGACAGUUCCCCAAAAGAGUCUUCUCAAGUCAACGAAGGGUACGGACACAUCGUUAAUGGGUCGGCGUCCUACUCAAAUGAUGACCUCUCAAGAAAACUUCUCGCUGGAAGUCCAGGUUCUGACAGUCCUCUAACUAAGCGAAUCAAGGUGGAAAAAGACCUUGAUCUUCCAACUCCUACAAUUCCCAAUUCAGAAAAUGUGUACUCACAAUGGCUGGCUGGAUAUGCCGCUUCGCGCCAGCUCAAGGAUCCUAUCCUCAACUUUGGGGACUCAAGACAAUCACCUUUCGCCACCUCUUCAGAGCACUCCUCGGAGAAUGGAAGUCUCAGGUUCUCCACUCCUCCUGGGGAGCUGGAUGGAGGCACAGCCUCUGGGCGUAGCGGCACGGGAAGCAGAGCCAGUACACCCCACCUUCCCAGUGGUCGCCCCAGCUCCAAGGAUGGCCGCCGUAGUGACACAUGUGAGUUUUGUGGCAAGGUCUUCAAAAACUGCAGCAACUUGACAGUGCAUCGCCGCAGCCAUACUGGCGAAAGGCCGUAUAAAUGUGAGCUUUGUAGCUACGCCUGUGCUCAAAGCAGUAAGCUAACACGGCACAUGAAGACGCAUGGACAGACAGGCAAGGACGUUUACAAAUGUGAGAUAUGCCACAUGCCUUUCAGCGUCUACAGCACUCUGGAGAAGCACAUGAAAAAAUGGCACAACGAUCGGCCAUUGAGCAUCGAAAUUAAAUCGGAGUAAAUUUGAUGAUGUCUUACGCAGAACACAAUAUUUAAAGCACAGCGUCAGAUGAGGAUACUAGCCGAAAAUUUGUCGAAAUUUACGCAAGACUCUGAGCCCUUUCGAAUGUGCAAUAACUUAAUGUUUUGUACUCCUUUUCUUACUGGUUGGCAUGUGUUAGCUUGAUUGAUUAGCGGUAUUGCUGUUGUUACUGUCUUUUAUCGAACAGAACAUUUCAUGCUGCAAGCGGUUAAUUUUUACAUAUCAUACCUAGUCGUAUUGUAUCAUUUAAGCCUGUAAUCUUUUGACUACCUACAUUCACACUGGGGUUUUACACUGUUCGUUAGGGAUAUAGACAAACUUUAGGGUUACCAGUGAACGUUUGAAUGGUAACAUUUUACUAAAAUACUAAAAACGUUUGAAUUUUUAUUGUUGCUUGUGAAAAAGAGUGCCUUGGGUGUUUAAAGCAUCUGUGGUUUCUGCCGUUUGCCAUAAGCCUGGGGAUAUUGUUCAAUGCAAAAUGAGGUUCUUGCAUCAAGUACCUAUCGUGAAUUCACUAAAUGCAGGAAUCCAGUGUAUGUUCUUGUGUAUAUCAUUUACUAGCAUAACAUGUUGUGUUCCUUUAAGUUUGCCUUUUGGCUUUGUGAGAUUUUACCUUGUGUUUUGAUAUCAAACAAACAGGUAUAUUAGUAAGUUUUCUUUAAACUUAGGGUCUAUGGGUUUUUUUAUGAAGAUUUUUGUUUUUAUAAAUAUAUAUAUAUAGUCACCCUGAAAAUGUGUUUUACUCAGUAGACAGCCCACUUAUUGGACUAUACUGAUUAAUUUCUAUUUGGUGCAUGGGACAAAAACGCAUAUUAUGUAAAUACGUCCAUUUUUUUUUAAUCAAAUUAAUUUCUCGACAGGGUCAUUUUUAAUAAAUAAUCCCUGAAUAAGCUGGAUUGAAAAUCCUUUUUGAAAUUUUGAACUAAGCUCAGAUUGGCUAUAGAAAUAGAAGUAGUUUAGCGAGACCAGGUUUGAUGGAGCAAUGCAGGAACGCAUUAUGAGGACAUUUACAAAUUCCUGGAUGAAAGUCUGAAUACUUUACAGCAGUGGUCCCUAACCAUUUUAUCACGGUGUGCUGGUCAACACUUGACAAUUUUACCGCACACCAGGUGGGGCGGUGGUUCGUAGGUUGCCAGGCAAAUAUCAACCGUUUUCUAAGAGCACUGCAGUGUUUGGGUGUUCUGUGCUUGUCUGAGAUAAUUAGUUGCCUGAAAUGAGUAUAUUCCAUACAAGCUAAAGCUGAUCGGUCAGCUGAUCACGUGACAAGAUUUGCCGUGCGCUCCCAGAAUUCAUUCAACUGUGUGCAUCUGGAGGGCGUAAGUGCAAGCCUCGCACCUCCAUUGGAAAAUAAUGAACUUACACAAACUUAUAAUAAUAAUAAUAAUAAUAAUAAUAAUAAUAAUAAUAAUAAUAAUUACUUACAUUUAGAUGGCACAUAUCUGGACACUCAAAGUGCUUUACACAUUGGGAGGAAUCUCCUCAUCCACCUGGAUGACGCGACGGCAGCCAUAUCGUGCCAUACUCCACACCACAGACCAGCUGAUUGGUGGAGAGGAGACAGUGAUGAAGCCAAUUAUGAUAUGGGCAUUGUUAGGAGGCCAGAUGGCAAAUUUGGCCAGGAUGCUGGGGUUAAACCCCUACACUUUUCAAAAGACAUCCUAAGAUUUUUAACAACUUUAGGAUCUCAGUUUAACAUCACUGCGCAAUACAGAGUCUCUUUCAAUAUACAGGGGUGUUAGGACCCACACUGCCCGGUGGUUGUAUGCCCCCUGCUGGCCUCACUAACAUCACUUCCGGCAGCAACUUAGCUUUCCCAUGUGGUCGCCAAGGUACUGAUCAUGCACAGCCCUGCUUAGCUUCAGGGGGCGACCAUGUGAGAGUUGCACAGAGCUAGAACUCUAGAAAAGCGAUAUGUGAACGGCCCCUAAAAGGUUGCUGUCAUUUGCAAUCUGCAGCAGUUGAUCUUGCACAGACAUGGUGGAUUCACCUGAUUUGUUGACAAGUGGGUUGCAGAUCCAUUUCUUGGCAGUUCAUGGGUCCUUCACUGGGCCUUUUCCCCUUAGCAAAGAAACUUUCCUAAGACGUCUGUUUCUUACUCAUUUUGCUGCUUGGGGGAACAUUUUGGCGCCUACGUGACCGAGAUGAAAGCGAGAGAAUACAGUCAUUUUUCAAAAUAAAAGAUUUUUUCAAAAUAAAAGAUCGUUCAGACUCAGAUAUUAAAUAAAACGCAAGUAAUUAAUGACUUCUUGUGCGGCCCGGUACCAUUUGAUCCACGGACCGAUGGUUGAGGACCACUGCUUUACAGAUCACUUGCUCGUGAUAUACUUUCACAACAUAUUCCUUUAUCCAACACUCUUCAGUUUCUAAAGCUAUGUACUGUAUAUACCCCCGUUUAUUAGCGAAGCACUUAGCCAUGUUCACAUAUUUUGUGCCCGUCGAGAUGACAUUCAGACUUUUUAUUCUCUACAUUAUCCCAUAGUGAAUUUUAUGAAUAGCACUUGCCACUCAGCCUAAAGCUCUGUAUCUGUCCUGCUAAUCUACGGGCAGGUGGUUGAGUAUAAAACAAAACCGCUCUCCAAUGGCACAAAGUAAAAAAAACCUGCACUGUUCAAUUGUUUUUCCUGUUUACUAGAGAUUUUCCUCUCAUACCAACAACAUGAUGAGGUGUCAGCAUAUUAUGUGAAACAGAGAUAGCCUAGAAUUCUCGGUCAGCGAAAAAAAAGAAGCUUAUAAUAAAUAUAAAAAGCUUAUAAAUAAAAAUGACUGUUCAUUUAAAAGCUAGACUUUAAAUCGAAACAGUGUAUGUUUAUCUCAGUGAAUAUACUCCAAUCCCGCUGCUUACACAGCCAUUUUUUAUUGUACUUUUUCAUUAAUAAUUAAAUGUGUUGGGGUUUCUUUUUUCGUAAUACUUUGGUGUUUUUAACAGGAAAUUAAUUUAAAGUGUUCCAUUUUCGUUUCGUUUUCUGCCGCUCAUGUUCAUUUCGUGGUGGGUUACUUACAAUGUACUAUGUAAAUACUAAACGUUAUGUACAUUUUUCCUUUUUUUUUCCUCCUUUGGCAGUUCUUCAGGAUGCAUUAUAAUGAGAUUAGGAGUUCAUUUGACAUUUUCUAGGGCUUACGGUCUGUCAGAAGCUAUUGUGACACACUUGAGUUUGCCAUGUCAGUGUGUAGAGAUGAUCUGGAUUUAACUGUUCAUCAAGAGUAGUCGAGAUAGUAUUUAUAUAGAGACUAGAAUUCCAGACUGUUCCUUGUUCACUUUAAAGUUACAUAAAAAAACUGUAGUCGAGCUCAGCAUGCUGCCACCAUUUUUUGGUUUUCCCCUUAACUUGGCAGGAUAAUAUAGUGUGAAUCGUUUAAUGUGUGAAAACUGAGUUUAUAAGAAAAAGAGAAACAAAAAAAAGCUAUGUGAGGAGUGUUAGGACGACGAUAAAAGGCUAUACAAUGGUCUUUUAACGCAAUCCUCUUUGAAAUAACACGAUGAUGAGGAACAGGUGGUUUUAUGAUCUCUGGCCUUUGGAUAUGCAGUAAAAGUUUCAUAGUUAGUGGGUUUCCCUCUUUAUUUUCAACUGUCCUUGUCUCCCCCCUGCAAACCUGAAACAUUCCAGUCAUCUUUGAAAGAAUGGAUGUCAUAUGCAAUGAAUCGAGAGUCAAUAAAUACAUUUAAAAUGCAUUUUGAAAUACAA